AAUAUUUCUGUAGUUUGAAUCAAGUAGUAAUAGGAAGUAAACGUUAGUCAUGAAGUUGUUGGUUGUGCUAGCCCUGUUAGCUGUAGCCUUCGCGCGCCCUGACGACGGAUUUUACGACACUAAAUAUGAGUCCUUUGACGUAAAAGAACUCAUUGGCAACAUUCGCCUAUUGAAAGCCUACGUCCUGUGUUUCCAGUCGAAAGGAAAAUGUACACCGGAGGGAACGGACAUUAAAAAGUGGAUUCCAGAAGCACUAGACUCUGAAUGCGCCAAAUGCACUGAGAAACAAAAGUCACUCGUCGCCGAAGUACUGAAGGCCAUCAUGGAGCUACUUCCCGCGGAGUGGGAGGAGUUGGUUAAAAUCUACAACGCCAAUGGACAAAGUCUUGAAGUUCUUGCAGCAUUCAUUAACAAAUACGCCCCAAAAUAAAGAUGUUUCCAAGUAAAUAACAAAUACAAUAUUUCUCAACUCAAGAAUAAAAUGAUUUAAUUACA
This is a messenger RNA of Papilio polytes (common Mormon), 495 nucleotides long. Its product is annotated as ejaculatory bulb-specific protein 3-like. NCBI's taxonomy places the organism in Eukaryota, Metazoa, Arthropoda, Insecta, Lepidoptera, Papilionidae. The record is from RefSeq and is a predicted model, not a curated record. Bases 50 to 430 code for a protein of 126 amino acids. The transcript is spliced from 3 exons.